AAAAAAGUUAUAAUACACAACUUGUUAAUAUUAUUAGUUGAUAAAUUAUAUUAUAAGAGGGCUCUGACAUCGAAAAACGUGAUGAUAGUUGUGCUUGUCUAUUUACGCGAAUAAGAAUUUUCUUUAUUUAUUAUUAUUAAACAUAAUGUGAGUUGGUUACAGAAAAUAUAAUAUUGUAUUAAGUAAAUCUUUCCCACAGAGAGUUAAAAUAGUGAAAAUAUUAAAUUGAUUUAUAUCACAGGACAACGAUCGUUAAAUGUUUUCUGUAAUAUAAUUCCCGCCAAAUUUUUUACAUUGUGGCGCUAUUAAUUGACAUUGUUUUUAAUUUUGUUAUGUUUUUUAUGAUCUAGUAUCAUGUUUCAAACAAAUAUUAACUAUCAUUAAAAAUAAAAAAAGACUAAAUAUAUGUUUUAUAAUUUAAAUAAGAAAUAUUAAAAAUGGUUCGUCGAAAAAGUAAUCCGAGAUCAAUUGAUGAUCCACAAAAAUCACCUAGCAUAAAGUCUAGACCAAAUAUAUCAGCAAACAGACGAACACUUCGGACAGCGCGAGCUUUAAAAGAAAUUCGAUAUUUAAGAAAAACUGUAAAAUUAAUUAUACCAAAAGCUCCUUUUGCUCGUUUAGUUAGAUAUAUUAUUAUAGAUUUAUUUCCUAAUAGUGACGUAGACAGAAUUCAAGCAUCUGCACUUGAAGCACUGCAAGAAGCAGUUGAAGCAUAUAUUGUUCAAUUUUUUGAAGAUUGCACGUUAUUGUCACAACAUGCAAAACGUGUAACUCUUCAAAUUCAAGAUGUAAUUUUAUUGCGUCGACUUAGAGGAAGGGAUGAUAUUAUAAAUAGAUAAAAUAAUUUUAUUUUUAAAUUCAUCAUUUGUAUCAUAUAAUUAAUUGAACAUUUAUUUCAUAUAUAAUUAAUAUUAUUAAAAAAUUUUAACAAUUUAAUGUAACAAACAACAAUUAAUGUAUAAUAUAAAUAUAAAAAUUGCAAUUUUUGCUUUAUGAAAUAAUAUUUUAAAUAAUAUUUUAUAUUUGUAAAAAUGGAAUUUUUUAGUAUCAAUAAAUUAAACUUGUAUUGGUUUGUUCAAUAAGAUUUAUUUUAUAAGAAACAAACUUUUAAUAAAAUUCUUUUACUUUACGAAACUUUGGUAAAAUAUACAUUUCUCAAUUUUUAGAUAGGUCUUUAAAAUAAUAUACGUCGAAGCUUCGUAAUUCAUUUCAUAUAGAUUUUGUUUGAACUUUCUAUGUACGUAUGUAAAAUAACCUCAGUUAAAAGUGAUACAGUAAAAACGAUAAAAUAAUAUCGUAACCAAUUGUUACGUUUAAAUUUCUUUUGUUAUUUCGUGCGGGUUAGCUGCCAUCACUGACGACAUAUGUCAUAAGUGAAACACAUUAUGAUAAUCUAAAAAACCGACUAAAAAAUAGUAUUACAAAUAGCAAUGCUAUCUAUCUACGCAUUUAUAUGUAUAAUCUAUAAUACAAUUUGAUAAGGAAAUAUAAAAGUUACCUGAAAAAACAGGUUACUUUUUCAUGUUUGUAUUACAUC
This is a messenger RNA of Apis florea (little honeybee), 1537 nucleotides long. RefSeq lists its product as uncharacterized. Gene Ontology annotation, molecular function: structural constituent of chromatin; protein heterodimerization activity; DNA binding. Gene Ontology annotation, cellular component: nucleosome. Lineage: Eukaryota; Metazoa; Arthropoda; Insecta; Hymenoptera; Apidae. The record is from RefSeq and is a predicted model, not a curated record.